AUGCCCAGGAUAAGGCCUUCGACUUUUCGGAAAGCCCUUGCCAUAGAUAAAGCAUUGCCUUUUUUACUUCCAGAAUGCAGAUCCAUCGCUGCCGCUAAACAAGAGCUACAAUGGAUCAAACAAGAAUGCCACACAAAACGUCAAGUAUUUGAAUUUUGUAAACUGCGACGUAAUCAUUAUCCGUUGCAGUACCUUCUAAAAUCACAGCCGUUCGGCCCUUUGGACAUUUCUUGCAAACGUGGCGUCUUGAUUCCACGGUGGGAAACCGAAGAAUGGACAAUGGACCUUGCACAAAGACUAGUAAGUAAUAGCGAACUGCGUCUCGUGGAUCUGUGUACCGGUUCUGGUUGUAUUGCUCUUUUGAUGAAGCAUCUGCGACCAAAACUAACCGUCAAUGCCUUUGAUUGCUCACCUCUAGCAAUAAGUCUGGCUUCCCAAAACGCUCAAAAGCUCAAUAUUCACGUUCAGCUGGGCUUACAAAAUAUACUUGAUGAUAGCGCCGCUGCCGCUCUUCCUGAUUUCGAUAUUAUCACCUGUAAUCCGCCAUAUAUUCCGCACUCGACCUUUGUCAAAGAAACCUCCACGUCGGUAAAACUUUAUGAGCCAAAACUAGCACUUCUUGGGUCAUUCGAGUUUUACGAAAAUUUGGUCAAAACUUGGCUUUCUAAAACUGACGCUUUUGUUUAUGAGGUUGGAGAGCUAUCUCAGUGCACUUACGUCCAAAAUAAGAUUGCACAAGAUUCUAUAUUGUCUAAACUGUGGCGAGUGGGAUUCAAGUUUGAUUCCAACCAUCGCAUAAGGGUAGUUUACGGCUAUAAGCAAGCCAAUACCACAGUGGAUUGGAGUAAGAUAUUCCAAGAUUUUGGUGAGCUUAAACACUAA
Messenger RNA from Lachancea lanzarotensis, 882 nucleotides. RefSeq names its product LALA0S04e08878g1_1 (gene MTQ1). Gene Ontology annotation, molecular function: protein methyltransferase activity. The coding region runs from base 1 to 882 and encodes 293 amino acids. NCBI's taxonomy places the organism in Eukaryota, Fungi, Ascomycota, Saccharomycetes, Saccharomycetales, Saccharomycetaceae. The record is from RefSeq and is a predicted model, not a curated record. The transcript has a single exon. Gene Ontology annotation, biological process: protein methylation. Gene Ontology annotation, cellular component: mitochondrion.